UUUCUCGCAAUGGGGCUUUUCGGUGGUAGCUUCAAGUUUCUGGUGGGAGUGGGGUGCGGUGUCUAUGUAGCUCAGAACUACAACGUUCCAAAUGUCAAGAAGCUGUUCAACACGUAUGUUUUCCUGGCAAAGCACAUUGAGGAAACAUACCGUAAGCCGAAGAAAGACGACAAAGACGAGUGAUUAUCGCACCCCUGGCGAAAAGAAGUGUACUCUGACAUGACAGAAACGUGAUCUUCAAGAGCUUAGAACUACGACGGUGCAUAGUGGGUACCUAUGAAAUUUAUCAUGACAAGGUUUGUGGAUCUUUAUGAUGAAACCUUAGUAUUUUUUAAGUAGGAGAGAAGGUAUGCAAACAUCCGAUCCAUAUAUUAUGGCACUAGUACAAGUUUCAUAAUAAAUGGAACCUCUUGUCGUAAUC
Triticum aestivum (bread wheat) is the source of this 421-nucleotide messenger RNA. RefSeq lists its product as uncharacterized. The transcript has a single exon. Bases 10 to 183 code for a protein of 57 amino acids. Lineage: Eukaryota; Viridiplantae; Streptophyta; Magnoliopsida; Poales; Poaceae. The record is from RefSeq and is a predicted model, not a curated record.